UUGUUGUUGUUGUUGUUGUUGUUGUUGUUGUUGUUGUUGUUGUUGUUGUUGUUGCUGUUGUUGUUGUUGCUGUUGUUGUUGUUGUUGUUGUUGUUGCUGUUGUUGUUGCUUUUAUGUCAAACACCAAAGUUUCCAGAUGAUUCAGUGACUGAGGUGAAUGAGGUGAGAGACAGAAACAGGAAGUGUUCCACCACAUCCACACAAACAAACACUCCUUUAACUUCAUCACUCCAUCUGAGCUUCGUUCACAUGUUUAUUAUUAUGUUUCAUUCUAAAUUAAUAAUUGAGCUUCAUCAAAACGAUUGAUGUUGAUUCUGACUCAACCAGUUAAAACAAGUUGAUCUGAGUUUGAAUCAGGUUGAAACAUGAACUCACAGUCUGAGAACAUCCUGUUAAUGUGUGUGUGUGUGUGUGUGUGUGUGUGUGUGUGUGUGUGUGUGUGUGUGUGUGUGUGUGUGUGUGUGUGUGUGUGUGUGUGUGUGUGUGUGUGUGUGUGUGAGGAUGAGCUGGGCAGUGUCGGUGCAGCCUCAGACUCUAGUCGUCUCCUCCAAUGAGGCUGAAUGGACGUCAGGGAUCUGUGACUGCUGCCACGACAUGAAGCAAUGUUGUUGUGCGUUCUGGUGCUGUCCCUGCUUCGCCUGUAAAACCACUAAAGAGUUCGGUCAGUGUCUCUGUCUCCCCCUGCUGGACGUCUGCGGCUGUGUCUGUCCCAUCACCAUGUCCAUGAGAGUCUCUGUCCGCCAUCGCUACGGCAUCAGAGGCAGUCUGUGCAGCGACUGUCUGUGCUCCACCUUCUGUCUUCCCUGCGUCUGGUGUCAAAUCUCCACAGAGAUGAAGAAAAGAAAAAUCCCCACUGUGCUGAGUGACAUCAUCCAACGCUGAUGACAUCAUCCAACGCUGAUGACAUCAUCACUGUGACAUCACUGCCUCUAGACUCAGGCUCCAGUUAACUCAGUCUGAUUCACAUGUUCACUGUCUCUGCACAUUAUGAUAAAUAAACUGUUAUAUUUCGUUUUCAUCUUCUUUAUCCGACAUGUUCGUCUUUAUACUUUAGGAUUUAUUUCAUUCUGUGUUUUUUAUUGUUCUAAUGUGAUUCUUCCAUUUUAAUAAAUUAAUUUAUCUUAA
This is a messenger RNA of Seriola aureovittata, 1125 nucleotides long. RefSeq names its product cornifelin homolog B-like. The transcript has 3 exons. Lineage: Eukaryota; Metazoa; Chordata; Actinopteri; Carangiformes; Carangidae. The coding region runs from base 502 to 882 and encodes 126 amino acids. The record is from RefSeq and is a predicted model, not a curated record.